Vanderwaltozyma polyspora DSM 70294 is the source of this 1146-nucleotide messenger RNA. RefSeq names its product phosphoprotein phosphatase 2A catalytic subunit PPH21 (gene PPH21). The coding region runs from base 1 to 1146 and encodes 381 amino acids. Gene Ontology annotation, biological process: mitotic cell cycle; peptidyl-serine dephosphorylation. The transcript has a single exon. Gene Ontology annotation, molecular function: protein serine/threonine phosphatase activity. The record is from RefSeq and is a predicted model, not a curated record. Gene Ontology annotation, cellular component: cytosol. Lineage: Eukaryota; Fungi; Ascomycota; Saccharomycetes; Saccharomycetales; Saccharomycetaceae.
AUGAUGGAUUCCGAUAUUGAUAUGGAUGUAGAUGUUCAAAUGCAGGAUGCUGCCGGUGAUGAACAGCUGACAGCUGUUCUUUCUGAGGAUCAUCCUGACGCAGUUGGAAACUCAAAUGGAAAUGAAGACGGAGAUUUAGAUCUAGACGUAGAUUUGGGCAAUGAUAUGAAGCCAGGCUCGUCUGGUAUCGCAGAUAAUAAGUCUUCUGUUCCUGUUUCAUUAACUACUUCAAAUAUAGACCAAUUAGACCAAUGGAUUGAACAUAUUACAAAAUGUCAAAUCUUGAGCGAAGACGACGUUACAAAACUGUGUAAAAUGGCUGUAGAUGUAUUACAAUUCGAACAAAAUGUUCAACCUGUAAAUGUCCCUGUAACUAUAUGUGGUGAUGUGCAUGGUCAAUUUCAUGAUCUGAUAGAAUUAUUCAAAAUUGGUGGUCCUUGCCCUGAUACAAAUUAUCUGUUCAUGGGUGACUACGUCGAUAGAGGUUAUUAUUCAGUCGAAACAGUUUCUUAUUUAGUCGCAAUGAAAGUUAGAUACCCAAAUAGAAUUACCAUCUUGAGAGGUAAUCAUGAGUCCAGACAAAUCACUCAAGUUUAUGGGUUUUAUGAUGAAUGUUUAAGAAAAUACGGUAGUGCAAACGUUUGGAAGAUGUUCACUGAUUUAUUUGAUUAUUUCCCAAUCACUGCAUUAGUAGAUAAUCAAAUAUUUUGCCUGCAUGGUGGUCUAUCACCAAUGAUUGAAACUAUAGAUCAAGUAAGAGACUUAAACAGAAUACAAGAGGUUCCUCACGAAGGUCCUAUGUGUGACUUAUUAUGGUCAGAUCCAGAUGACAGAGGUGGUUGGGGUAUUAGUCCUAGAGGUGCAGGUUUCACCUUCGGUCAAGAUAUAAGUGAACAAUUUAAUCAUACAAAUAAUUUAUCUUUAAUUGCAAGAGCUCAUCAAUUGGUAAUGGAAGGUUUUGCAUGGUCGCAUCAACAAAAUGUAAUAACUAUUUUUAGUGCUCCAAAUUAUUGUUAUAGAUGUGGUAAUCAAGCCGCAAUUAUGGAAGUUGAUGAAAACCAUAAUAGACAAUUAUUACAAUAUGAUCCUUCGAUAAGACCUGGAGAACCGACAGUUUCAAGGAAAACCCCUGACUACUUCCUAUGA